Molecule: messenger RNA, 2103 nt
Organism: Diaporthe citri
Lineage: Eukaryota; Fungi; Ascomycota; Sordariomycetes; Diaporthales; Diaporthaceae
Exons: 3
Coding region: 1-2103 (700 amino acids)
Source: RefSeq, a predicted model, not a curated record
AUGGACCACACCAGCGGCAAAGCGUCUGAUCCCGAGAGGAGGGCCUCGGUUAGGACGUCGAGGAGGAUAUCAAUGCAGCAAGAGGGCGGAGGAGGAGUGUUACUGGACGUGGACGACGACGAUUAUGCUCUCUUGGCUUUGGGCAUCUCGGAUGGGUUCCGGCCCCAGCCCAUGAACACCGCCGACCUUGACGAUCCACAAACCUCCCGUGUCCAUGUCUCAACCGACGCGCCCUACGUCCCCGAGGAGACGCCAUAUGAGGGCCCUUCUGCACCUUCUCAUCCUUAUCAGAUGUACUCGCAAAACCCCCGGCUGGCAAGGACAUCAAGUGUCACGACCACUUCAUCCACGCCCACGACAAGGCCCGAAUCCGAGUACACUGGCCCCAGCGGCCCCACGCAUCCCUACUCUAUGUACCCCCAGAAUCCCUUUGUUGACACGAGCAGUCAAGUAUCUGUGCCCGCGGUGCCCGCCAUCCCUGUCGGCUUUGCCAGUUCCUCAGAUCCUUACCAACGCCGCAUCGGGCCAGAGGGCGAGGAAGCAGGUGACAUCAUUGGCCCAGAUGGACAUACCGAGGAGCUACCACCAUACACGAGAUACCCGGAUGAAUAUUAUAACCGGAAAAUACGAGACACUGAGGAGCGUCAGAGCGGAGGGCCUUCGGUCGCAGCAGCCGCGGUACCACUAAACACUACGAGGGCGGUAUCAGGUGCUGGUGGGCUAGGACUGGCUGCUCGAAACCCAGAGUUCGAUUCAGUUGAAGACAUUGGCACUCCACAGUCACGGCAGUCCGCCAGGAGCUUCACCAACGAGAGCCACCACGAGAUCAACACUGCCGCGGCAGCAGAAGUGUCCGAGAAACCGCAACUCAACAAGUUCCAGAAAUUUGCGAAAAGGAAAGCUUGCGGCGUGGUACCUUACUGGGCCAUAUGCAUGACGGUCACCGCCGUUGUCGUGGUCAUUAUCAUCGUUGGGGCUGUGGUUGGGACUCUGCUGUCCAAACAUAAGAAGCCACCUCGAAAGGGCAACUCUUCACAAUUUCAGGAUGGCGUUCCGACAAUGACCAUAACCUACGAUGCUACUCCCAUCCCGACCCCUACCGAUCUACCUCCACUCCCGACAGGCGUGUAUGGCCUGCCUUUGAGCCUCAACAAGUCACCCAACACUUGUUUUGAGAACACGGCCCAGAGUUCAGCAUGGACUUGCAACCUCAUAUUUGGGCAGGCAGUCCACGUUCAGAUGACGAUUAGCAGAAACGCCCCUCAGCUCGGUGAGGAGGGUAACUACGAUAUAUUCCUUGAGACUAACACGUCUUUCCCGGGCGGGGACCGCAAAAACCUACUGGCUUAUGGUGCUCAGCCACCUGUCAUCCAACCUGCCAUGGGCAUGCAGCUGGUCAACGACACAUUUGACAAGGAGCGCGGCCCAGCAUGGUUUAGGAUGCUGCCAUACAACAAGACUGUUGUUGUUCCAGAAGAUCUGUUGUCAACAGAUAGCACUUCAAAGAUCCGGCGGAACGGAGGCAAUUUCAUGCCAGGUCCCGGGGACUUCCAGCGCAAAGAUGUCGCACCAUUGGGCAGCAAACCUUGGAUCUGCAAUUGGCCUGACACCUUUGUUGAGGUGUUCAUAUAUGCGGAACAGAACAGCAGCUACGCUUCCCAGACGAAAGCGUCAACCGGUACGAUCACGCCACCACCGGGACCGACACCUACUUCAUUCCCGACGCCAACGGGCUCCGGCGCUGCAUCAGCGGUCACAAGCCAAGUGAUUGAUUUCAUGCCGUUCGCUCCCUACCCGAGGGCCGUCAAGGUGAAAGAGCGUCGCAUUGACUCGGCACCUGCGCCAUACUGCGUUCAGGUGAGGGUGAUGCCGGAUAACACCACGCAACCCGUUACGAACGACGCUGGCGAACCGGUAAUUGUAUACAUCAAGGAAGACGAGCCGGGUCCAGUAAUGCCAGAAGCAGAGCGGAAGGGGAAAUACGGCAACGGGCACUUCAAGCAAAAGCGGGAGCGCGAUGCUCUGCGGGGAUUCUUGUACCCUCGGGACAGCGGCGGCGACGGUGACAUGAGCAACUGCGGGUGCAUGUGGUUCUCAUCGUGA